This is a messenger RNA of Ectocarpus sp. CCAP 1310/34, 861 nucleotides long. NCBI's taxonomy places the organism in Eukaryota, Phaeophyceae, Ectocarpales, Ectocarpaceae. The record is from the annotation of a GenBank genome assembly.
AUGCCGCUGAACACCCUUCUGCCUAGCUCGGCUACCCCUACGAAGCGAGAGAGAAGAAGUAAUACGGCAGCAGCCGCUGGGUCAUACUACCUUUGUUCUGUUAAUUCCAUCAUGCCUGGACGACAAGCGUGGGGAGAUGAUGACGAUGACGACUACCUGCCCCCUCGGCAAGAGUCGGCGGUGGACUCUAACGGCGUCAAGAGCAUCGUCGAGUACCACUUCAACGCCAAUGGUGCAAAGGUGAAGCGGACCACUAAGGUCAAGGUCUUCACGGAGCACACGCGAGUGCACAAGUCUUGCCUGGAGCGCACGCAGUGGAAAAAGUUCGGUCUCGCGGCGCAGGUGGACGACAACGCCAGCCACUCCAUGAAGUCGAUGGAGGAGAUCCGGAUGGAGACGCCGCAGGAGUCGCGAGAGGCCGACGAGAAGCCCAACAGCAUGGAGGACACGUUGAAGGAGGCCAUGGAGCGCAUGAGGCGGAAGCAUGCCAUGAGGACGGCGGGCCUGCUGGAGUCCACCAAUGAGGCGGCGCCUCCGGAGGACGAAGCGCGGCAUGGGCAUGAUGGGCCUGGGCGUGGGAGGGGCCGGGAAGUACGUGCCCCCCAGUCGUAAGGUGGGCUUCUCCGGCCGGGGGGAGUCUGGGCCUGAGGGUGCGGCCAACCCCAUGGCCAUGGGCGAGGACCACACCAAGAUCAGGGUGACGAACAUCAGUGAGGACACUACGGAGGGUGACCUUAAAGAUCUAUUCAGCGCCUUCGGCAGGAUCAAUCGGGUAUACCUGGCGAAGGAUCCCGAGACGAUGCAGAGCAGGGGGUUCGCGUUCGUGUCGUACUACCAGAAGAGCGACGCAGAGUCGGCCAU